ACCCAACCCUAUAUAUAUAUAGACACACACACAUAAAACUUCAAAAAUUCAUAAUAAACCGAUCAGACGUCCAAAUCCACUCAUGUCAACGUCAUUGGACUCCUUUGACAGUGUUGCAUCUCCAUCCAACCAGAAAUCAUUUCCAGAUGGCCGGCGGUGACAUCGCCGGACAAGGACAAACUGCCCACCAUGAUGCAACUACUUCCAGAUGUCAUGGCCGCCUUAUUGCCUCCUUCGUGUCCCUCACGAGUGUAGGAGGUCCAAUAAGCAUUCUCCACCCAUUAGCCGCCUCUCCAAGUGGCCAUAACCCCAUGAUCAGAUUUUCACCUAUAAAUAGAGAUGAUCAUGUGGAUUGUGUUGAUGCUGAUUGAAGCUUAUGGUCCGAGAGCGUUGUAUCAUUUAGAUAUUAUGUUUAGAAAAUAAGGAUUUACAAUAUUGUAUUUUCAAAUAAUGCGGUGAUAGCCUUAGCACUUAGUUAUGUAAAGCUAAGCGUGGCGGUAAUGCACCCAAUUUUCUUUUGAAAGUCUUUCACUCAACUCAAUGUUUUAUUAUCAAUAAAAGGAUAUGUUUAUUAUAAUUGGGUGUGGAAAUUGAG
Molecule: messenger RNA, 595 nt
Organism: Cuscuta europaea
Lineage: Eukaryota; Viridiplantae; Streptophyta; Magnoliopsida; Solanales; Convolvulaceae
Source: the annotation of a GenBank genome assembly